UUCAGAUUUUUAGCACAACAUUUGGCAAAACCGCUGGAAGAGAAGGGGAAAAAGGAAUUAAUCAAUAAGCAGAAGCAGGGUUUUGUACCGAGUUGACAACAAAGAGUGAAGAAGAAGAAGAAAAUCAGAUGGGUAAAGGUAAUCCACAGAAAUCAGGCCCCGGCGGCGACCUUCAUACAGCUGCAAGGUCCGGUGAUCUCAUAGCCGUUCAGUCAAUUUUGUUUUCAAAUCCUUUGUCUGUUAAUUCCAGAGAUAAGCAUUCCAGAACACCACUACAUUUAGCAGCAUUUUCUGGGCAAACAGAGGUAGUCAGUUACCUCUGCAAGAACAAGGCUGAUGUUGGUGCUUCUGCUAUCGAUGACAUGGCUGCGAUACACUUUGCGGCACAGAAGGGACAUUUAGAAGUUGUUAGGGCUCUGGUUUCAGCUGGUGCCUCUUUCAAAUCCUCUACUCGUAAAGGAGUGACUCCAUUACACUUUGCUGCUCAAGGUUCCCAUUUGGAACUUGUCAAGUACUUGGCCAAGAAAGGGGCAAGUCUCACUAUCAAGACAAAGGCGGGAAAGACCCCUUUGGAUCUUGCUACCAAUGAUGAAGUCCGCACUUUUCUGGAGGGAUUUAAAAAAUCAGAUAAGAAUGAAGAGUCGAGAAUCGACGAUAAAGCCGAAGGAUCUGAUCCAAAAGAAAAUGAAGAAUCUGAUCCAAAGGCAUCAUCCUCUUUGGGAUCUGAUGGUAAUUUGAGUAGUGAGCCUCCUGCAGCUGCUGUUGAUGAAGAAAAAAGUGAGAGAGAGAAGAGGAAGAGUACUGAAGAUGAUGCAAGAGAAGACUCAUCACAACGGAAAAAGGCGAAAGUUAAGUUAAGCCAUCUCCAAAGUUCAGAUGAUGCCCAAGAAGAAGAAAACCUGUAGGCUGGUAGAGGCAUAGUAGAAUUGAAAUUUGGUUAUCAUAGUCUGUAAUAGUAUUUGAUUUAUAAUCACUCUGUUGGUUUGGGAUAUUGACCAUCUAUUGACUGUUUAAUGACCCUCUUUCUUUCUGAAUCAACUCAAUUUCAUCAUCUUGACAAUAUAUCAGUUUUGUUGAGUUUCUUUUAAGCAGAAACCUGAGUGUGUGUUUUGCUCUCGAA
Molecule: messenger RNA, 1120 nt
Organism: Trifolium pratense (red clover)
Lineage: Eukaryota; Viridiplantae; Streptophyta; Magnoliopsida; Fabales; Fabaceae
Product: putative ankyrin repeat protein RF_0381
Exons: 2
Coding region: 129-905 (258 amino acids)
Molecular function (GO): protein binding
Source: RefSeq, a predicted model, not a curated record